Messenger RNA from Heteronotia binoei (common prickly gecko), 713 nucleotides. Its product is annotated as zinc finger protein 557-like. The record is from RefSeq and is a predicted model, not a curated record. Gene Ontology annotation, biological process: regulation of DNA-templated transcription. The transcript has 6 exons. The coding region runs from base 66 to 713 and encodes 215 amino acids. Lineage: Eukaryota; Metazoa; Chordata; Lepidosauria; Squamata; Gekkonidae.
GAGUCUGGCUUCCGCUUCACUGGCUGGGAGGGAACCCGGUGAGCUGCCUUUGGAGGACUCCCUGGAUGCCUCCUCCACCGUCUCCCCUGUCUGCUGAAGGGAAGAGAGCCGCCAUGCAGUCCGCUCAGGCGGGGGUGUCCUUCGAAGAGGUGGCCGUGAAUUUCACCCCGGGGGAGUGGAGCCUGCUGAGUCCAACGCAAAGAGCUCUGUACAAGGAAGUCAUGCUGGAGAAUUAUGGGAACGUGGCCUCUCUGGGACCUCUGAUUGCUAAACCUGACCUCAUAUCCCGGCUGGAAGAAGAGGAGGAAGGGCUGUUUCUCUUGGGCUGCGAUGAAGAGGAAGGAUUGGCAGCAGGAGAUGUCUGGCAGUCAGAGAAUGAAGCAGGAGAACGCCGGUUGACGGAAAAAGAGGAUACAGAUUCAGUUAUGAAAGGGAAGUUUGAAUAUUUGGAUGUACCAAAGGAGGAGAAGGGAAAACUCCCAACUAAAGGGAGGACUAAAUCUAGUCUUUUACAGGGGGAUGACUCUCUAUUGCAAAAAAUAUAUCAAGCAGAGGACAGGAAUGAGUGCAAUGCACGCAGGGAAACUUUGACUGAAAUAUCAGUUAUUAAUAUUCAACAAAGGAUACGUAACAGAAAGGGAAUAUAUCAAUGCCUGGAGGGUGGGGAAAGCGUCAAUCUUAUCGCAAUAACUUCUGACGACAGCUAUAUCUGA